AUGGUCUCUGCAUUUUUAAGGAGGGUUCCUGGAAAAGAGAGGAUAAAUGAGCUUAAGAAGUUAAGCUCUUCUAUAUUUGGUCAUAGCUGGAAUCCAGAAAAUAUAAGAAAUGGUUUAAAGAUUUUAAGAGCACCCUUACUAGGUCCAAAAGUCGUGAAAUAUUAUGGUGAAAAUGACUCCAUGCCUACAUUCAAAGAUUUCAAAGAGUGGUUUCCUGAAUUGAAAUUAACGGAUCCUAAGGAAACAUACAGAUUGAAAAUGGUGUCGGAUAGAAAGAAGAGAAACAAAGGUGCACCUAAGAAGAAAUCGAAGCUGGGUUAG
This is a messenger RNA of Priceomyces carsonii, 321 nucleotides long. RefSeq names its product mitochondrial 37S ribosomal protein mS33. The transcript has a single exon. Gene Ontology annotation, cellular component: mitochondrion. The coding region runs from base 1 to 321 and encodes 106 amino acids. NCBI's taxonomy places the organism in Eukaryota, Fungi, Ascomycota, Pichiomycetes, Serinales, Debaryomycetaceae. The record is from RefSeq and is a predicted model, not a curated record.